AUGCCUCCACCGGUCCGGACUGACAUUGAGCCCAAGCUGGAAGACGUACCAGUCAACAAGAUCACCAGCUUCCAUGGCAGACUGCAGCAAUACCUGCACGGGAUAAAUGCAGCGCAAGAAACCACAGAGACACAGAGCACCAGUAUAUCGAAUCAACGCACCGACACCAAAGACGAACAAACCAUAUCAACAAUCGCCAUCCCAGCAAGCACAAGCUCUCCCUCCAAGCGCAGGAAAGCAGCAACAAAUACAAUGACAACCAAAAUCACCCGCUCCCGAUCCUCCUCAAGCCAAAUCGAACCCUCCCCGAAACGCAGACGGAACACCCCGCAACCAGCAAUCCCAAUAACGGGCCCAACAGCGACAGAAUCCGCACUCCGCGACACAAUCCCGGAAAACCUCAUUCUCCUCCUGGUAGGCGUAAACCCAGGCAUAAUGACAGGAAUAACGGGUUACGUCUACGCGCAUCCCUCAAACCUAUAUUGGAAACUACUCCAUUCCUCAGGAAUAACGCCCAUCCGCCACAUCCCCGCAGACACCUAUAAACUACCGGAAUUAUAUAGCGUGGGCAACACGAACAUUGUGGAAAGACCCACGCGCGAUGCGAGCAUGCUCACGCGCGCGGAGAUGGACGCCGGUGUGCCAGUUCUCGAAGCUAAGGUUGCUGCACAGAGACCUGAGGCUGUUUGUCUUGUUGGGAAGAGUAUUUGGGAGGCUGUUUGGAGGGUUAGACAUGGGAGGGGGAUUCGGAAGGAGGAGUUUCGGUACGGGUGGCAGGGGGAGGCGGAGAAUAUGGGCCGCGUUGAAGGAGAGGGUGGAUGGGCUGGUGCGCCUGUGUUUGUGGCCACUACUACUAGUGGGCUUGCGGCUGGUAUGAAGCCCGUGGAGAAGGAGGCUGUUUGGGCGGAGUUGGGGAAGUGGGUUGUCUCACGGAGGAAGGAGAGGGAGGGGUUGAAGGUGGAACCUGAGCUGAGUGUCGUAUAG
This is a messenger RNA of Penicillium antarcticum, 984 nucleotides long. Its product is annotated as mismatch-specific DNA-glycosylase. NCBI's taxonomy places the organism in Eukaryota, Fungi, Ascomycota, Eurotiomycetes, Eurotiales, Aspergillaceae. Bases 1 to 984 code for a protein of 327 amino acids. The record is from RefSeq and is a predicted model, not a curated record. Gene Ontology annotation, molecular function: mismatch base pair DNA N-glycosylase activity. The transcript has a single exon. Gene Ontology annotation, biological process: base-excision repair, AP site formation.